AUGACGCAGGAGAACAAAUCAGAAGGAUCUGAAGGUCCAAAUCCACUUUCCGGGAAGCGUGAUGGUGCUGAUGGAGAAGAUAUGACACCUUUUAAGAAAAGGGUUCGAUUUUUGUCCUCAGAUGAUCUCACGGAAGUGACCAAUGAUAAGACGGAAAGCUUUGGUGCUAAUCAUGAUGAUGGGACAGUUUCUUCUACGUCUGACCUCACAGAAGCCGGAGAGGAAAAUAAAAAGGAGAUCAUUCCGACCCAGAAGAUAUCGGCAUGCACAACUUGCAACGAGGAAAUAAUUUCUGCAUCUCUGUCGCAACGGGCAAUAAGUGAAUCGGGAGAUACUGGAAACGAGCAUGGAGGUGAUGGUGCUGAAAAACAUGAAGAAGAAAGUGAAGAGUUGAUAGAACAUACCGCUGCAGUUGGUGGUAGUGGCAGUUGCUCACAGACUGGAACGACUGUUUCUGGGACUACUACUGGCCAAGAUAUUGAAGUUGGUCGCCUAGAAGAAAUUAAAGAGGCUAUAAUGAAUGAUGGAUCCAAUGGAAGCAGUGCCCCACGUAGAGAAGAGCAAAGCAAAGGAGACAUAUUCUACAGGCGGAGAAGAGCGAAGCAAAGCAGUUCACGGGACAAAAAACCAGUACAGGACAAAUUGACACCUGAAGGAGAGAGUGACAAUAGUGGCGAUGGGCUGCAGGAUGUUGUUAUUGAAGAAAACCAUAUUCAAAUAACUGAAGGAGGUACGAAGCGUAGGGUUGAUACAUGUAGCGAAGAUGAGCGCCAUGAAGAAGUUCAAAAUGCUGCAACAGAAGUUGGUGAAAUGAGUCAUGAUGAUGGUGGUGAACGAGGGAAAGACAAAAUGGUACCUGAGGGUGAAGAUGAUUGCAGUGGCGAUGCACCUGAUGUUUUUGGUGACGAUGAACAUAUUCCAAAAGUUGGAGAGACAAAGCAGGAGGAUAGUGGUGUCGCUCGCUCACCUACAGGUCCGCCUAUUGAAUGUGAAGCUGAUGAUCAUAUUGACCAAGCUCUAGAAGUUGCAGUGAAAGAUGGGCACGAUGAAAACAGUGCACCAAUUAGUGGAGAAGACCCCAGCAAAGUAGACAAUAAACUACUGGAGGAGGAUGAAUCCGAAAUGAUUGAUGAUGCAUUUGGCAAAGAGGAAACUAAUACCAUAAUUGAGGAUAACAAUGGUGGAAAUGGUGAAGGUGAUAGUGAACAACAGGGAAUACAUUCUGCAAUGGAAAACGAUGGCGUAGGCAACAAUAACAACAGUAGCGCACCUGAAGGCGAAAAACCAAUGGAAGGAGGAGAAAAACCAUUGGACUAUGUCGUAUCCACAUUGAUCAUUCAUGAUGGUGGUCAUGGUUGUAGUGAUAAUAUACUUGGCGAUGGAAAACAAGCACAAGAACCUGAACUUGUAACAAAGCAUGGUGAUGGCAGCAGUCGCUCAUACGCUGAUACUAAAGCUGGAAGCGGGGAAGGUGAUGGCCAUGAACAAGUCCAGCUGGCUGCAAUGGAAGAUGGUGGCAAUGAAAACAUUAGCAACAGUGAAGCUGGAGUAGAAGAGCAAAGCAAUAAAUGCAAAGAACCGGUGGAAGCUGAUCACCAUGAACAAGAACAACAGCAGACUGCAAUUGAAGAUGAUGGUAACGAAAAUGUAGCCGAUGUUGUUGUAUCUGGAGAAGAAGUGCAAGACAAAAAGGGAAAAAAGCCUAUGGAGUAUGCUCCAUCCGGAAAUGAUCCAGAAAGUGGGCCUGAUGUUGGUAACAAAGGACAACUUGAUCAUCAAGGAACAAAUCCUGAUGCUAAUGAUGGCAGUGGGCCAUCCACUUUUGUUGUUAGCAGUGAAGGCGAUCAUAAUAACCAGAUACAACAGGCUGCAAUAUUCGAAGAUCCUGAUACUGAAAUAGUCAACAUGAAUGCAAAUGCUAAUAGCACUGGGUAUAUGGCGAUUCAAGGUGACAUGCAAACACAACAAGAUCCAACGACAACCAUAGAUUUAAGGAAGCGAACACGAAGCAUCCAUGAACAGGGUGAGGCAUCACACAAUGUAGGUGGUGAUGAUAAACCUGGGCAAGAAGCAAGAAAAAAGUGUAAAUUUGGUGGUGACAGCGGAAGCACCUCCGCCAAUGGUGCUGUUGGUUAUAAUGAACCACCAACGCAGCAGGCUAAUCGUUCAUUUCUGUUGUUUGGUGCACCCAUUCCUCGUGAACAAGAACCUGAUGUUGCAAUAAACACCAACGAUGGUCUGGAAAGUGGCAGUGAUCACGCAGCAGGUGGUAAGUUUGCCAACGGUUCACCACCAACGCAGCAGCCUACAAAGGGUAUCCAGCUAUUUGGUGUUUACAUAACUGAAGAACAGGUACAACCAGUUGCAAGGAGAGGUAUCCAACUAUUUGGUGCUUACAUGAUCACUGGACAACCGUCAGUUGGAAUGCAAAACGGAGAUCGAGGAAAGAGUCAUGCCGGUGGGGAGUCAUCAAUGCAGCGGCCUAAAUCUGGACUGCGUUUGUUUGGAUUUGAUAUUUAG
Molecule: messenger RNA, 2520 nt
Organism: Lactuca virosa
Lineage: Eukaryota; Viridiplantae; Streptophyta; Magnoliopsida; Asterales; Asteraceae
Source: the annotation of a GenBank genome assembly